AUGGCAAAAGGCAUCAAUCUCAUUCAAGCCAUGUCUUGGACAGCUGGCCUGGCAUCGCUCCUGACUGGUCAUGCACUAGCUGGGAAACCCGGAUAUCAGCAGUACCCAGAUAUCGUUACUGUUGAGGUUACCAGUAUGAUAUACUUGGAAUUCGGGGCGUGUUACAACCAAUGCCCGCCACAGACCACCGCUCAGGCCACCGCUUGUUCCACUCCGCCCCCAGUUACUCUCACACUGCCAACUCAUGCACCUGAGGGCUGGAAUGAGACCAUUGCUCCUGCAUGCAGCGAUUGCCCUGCCACAUUUAUUCAAUAUGAGCCCAACGAUGCCGAGUUUGUAACAAUGACAACAAAAAAGGGCUACGGUCCCUACCCUACUGUUUCAACUGUUCACCCGGAAUGUGCUGUAUGUACAGGCACCGUCAUCAUUUGUGAGCCAGUUGAGCCAACCGCCAACGCCUACAUCGGCCCAGAUGGGCUCGAGACAAUCAAACUCCCCGGGGCCGAGCUAGAUGGCCCAAGGGUGACCCUACCUCCUCAGCGUCCUGGAGAGCCCGCUACCGUUAUCAUCGGUGCGCCAGGGUUUGACAAGGACCUUUCAACAAUUACACUACCCGGCAGUGAUUCCAGCUCACCAACAAGAACACUCUUUCCUACAGGGCCUAGCGGGGAGCCUAUCCCUGGUGGUUCUCCGAUCGUCGUAGUUGGGGACGGGGAUGUUCCUGGGUUUAGUGAUGGUAACGGACUGGGCCCUGAUGGGCUCGAGACAAUCAUACUCCCCGGGGCUGAGCUAGAUGGCCCAAGGGUAACCCUACCUCCUCAACGUCCUGGAGAGCCCGCUACUAUUGUUAUCGGUGCACCAGGCUUUAACAAGGAUCUUUCGAUAACUACAGUACCUGGCGGGCCUAGCGGGGAGCCUAUCCCUGGUAGUUCUCCGAUUGCUGUGGUUGGGGACGGGGAUAUUCCUGGGUUUAGUGACGGCAACGGACUGGGCCCUGAUGGCGACCUUGGAGCGGGAAAGAAUUCACAAGCCACCUCUUCCCCAGGCGCAGACGCGGGCACCGGAAGUGGUGGCGGUGAUGGGCUUACUGGAACACAAUCCCGUUCUGGAAUGGCGCCUUCUGGCACAUCGCCUUCUGGUACGUUGCCUUCCGACACACUGCCUUCCGGCAUAUCGCCUUCUGGCGCGUUGCCUUCCGACACACUGCCUUCCGGCAUAUCGCCUUCUGGCGCGUUGCCUUCCGACACGUUGCCUUCUGGAACAUCGCCUUCUGGAACGUCGCCUUCUGGAACGUCGCCUUCUGGAACGUCGCCUUCUGGAACGUCGCCUUCUGGAACGUCGACACCCACCAGCUGCGUUCCAACCGGUUCUCCCACUCAGUCAGCUUGCGUGACGGCGCUUCCUCAAGCUUGUAGCCAAAUUGAGUCGCUCACAGGACUUGCUCUCAUCCCAGCUGUUCCCUUGUGUCUUGCGGCGCUGGGUCCAUUUGCUGUUGGUAACGUCGCGACUUGUCUGACUACGUCUAGUAUCAAUUUAUCUACUGCCGGAAGUGAUAUUAUCAACUGUCUGACCACCGCAUUUGAGGGCCGCUGUAUCAAUACCCUCCCCCAGGAAUGCGAAAACCUGAAGAGCACGACCGGACUUGCUCUUAUACCGGAUCUUGCUAUAUGUACACUGAAGCUAGGCCCGUUUGCAGUUGGUUCAGCUCUCACCUGCCUCUCUUCCUCUUCAAUUACCGAUUCUUCAACCGGCACAGGAGUCGUUAGCUGCCUCGAGACGGCCCUCGGCCUUUCAUCGCCUGGAUCGAGCAAUGGGGGCGGUGACUCUUGUACCCCGAGCACUGGGGGACAGACCUGCGUUACUCAGCUCCCUCCAACUUGCAGUGGUCUUCAGAACAGCAAUGGGCUGGGGCUCAUUACAGCCAUUCCAACCUGCCUUGCUUCCCUUGGGGCAUAUGGCGUAGGUAACGCAGCGCAGUGCUUAGUCACUACCUCCAUCUCAGUCAGUUCGGUAGGCAGCGAUAUUGUCAAUUGUCUCCUGAAUGCCUUCAAGGAGACUUGCAUCGCAGAGUUGCCCCCCGCAUGUUCCAACCUCGAGAAUGAUGAUGCAGCGAAGCUUAUCGUGGACAUUCCGCUUUGCGUCGCGGCGCUUGGUCCGUUUGCCGUUGGCGGGGCGUUAACUUGUCUCUCGACCACGGCGGAGUCUGGAAGCAGUGUUGUCGAUUGCUUGAAAAACGCCCUUUUCUAA
Messenger RNA from Clonostachys rhizophaga, 2247 nucleotides. The record is from the annotation of a GenBank genome assembly. Lineage: Eukaryota; Fungi; Ascomycota; Sordariomycetes; Hypocreales; Bionectriaceae.